Musa acuminata AAA Group (dessert banana) is the source of this 507-nucleotide messenger RNA. RefSeq names its product protein transport protein Sec61 subunit beta-like. Gene Ontology annotation, molecular function: guanyl-nucleotide exchange factor activity. Gene Ontology annotation, cellular component: Sec61 translocon complex; endoplasmic reticulum membrane. Gene Ontology annotation, biological process: post-translational protein targeting to membrane, translocation; SRP-dependent cotranslational protein targeting to membrane, translocation. The record is from RefSeq and is a predicted model, not a curated record. The coding region runs from base 128 to 376 and encodes 82 amino acids. The transcript has 2 exons. NCBI's taxonomy places the organism in Eukaryota, Viridiplantae, Streptophyta, Magnoliopsida, Zingiberales, Musaceae.
GGCCCAUUUACAGCCCUAUUAGACAUGCCGCACGUCAAAUACGCACGAAGGAUCGGGAUCGUCUCUUGGGCGGUAUCCUCGUUGGAAACCCUAGCGUUUUUUCGACCAUCUGCUGCACAAAGUUGAGAUGGUUGCCAAUGGCGGAGCACCACCAAGAGGUAGUGCAGCAGCAGCUGCCAGCUUGCGCAGACGCAGGCCAGGUGGUGGUGGUGCUGGUGCAGCAGGGGGAGGUGCGAGCACGAUGCUCCAGUUCUACACCGACGAUGCUACGGGAGCCAAGAUGUCUCCCAAUACUGUUCUCUUUAUGAGCAUUGGAUUCAUUGCUGUUGUUGCUCUUCUGCAUGUCGUCGGUAAACUCUAUUUUGUUCGUCACUAGAGCUCCAUGUUUGCGUCCUUACUUUUGAUCUCCCUAAAGGUGCACUCUUGAUUUGAGCAAAACACAGACGAUGUAUUGGGUGGUAGGCAUUGUGACAAUUUUAUUAUCAGAAUCCUUGGAGUUUGCCCCAA